AUGACGUCGAUGGCAUCCGAGUCCGUCGCGACCAUUCUUUGUACCUCGAAGCAAACGCGCUUUCACAUUGACCAGGCAAACUAUCGAGAGCUCGAUAUUGAUGGCGUCAACAUUACCAUCGUCGAAGGCUCCAAACAAGGCGCGUCUGCCAAGGGCAAGUCCAAAGCUCGCAGUCAAGGACUUGAGAUCCUGUCCGGCGCCAGACUGCGUCUAAAAGAAGGCCGCCGAUAUGCUCUCAUAGGCCGAAACGGGACGGGAAAAUCUACCCUUCUCAAGGCUAUUGCCGAGAAGCUCAUCCCAGGCAUCCCGGAAGACUCCCGGAUUGCUAUCCUGCAGCAGACAAAGCUUAACUCCGAAGAACAGCGCAAAGAUGAGACUGCAGCAACGCAGAUGAAUACGCGACAAGAAGUCAUUGAACGGGCCACUUCGCGUAGCACCAUCGAGCAAGACAUCAAGACUCUAUCUGAUGGCAUCGACUCAACAGAUCCCUUUGCGCCCGUACGCGCUGUCCGCAAACUCAAGCACCAUCGUUUACAACAGCGCCACUUUCUGCUUGACAAGGACGCUCGGCUUCGGAGCGGCGCUCGUGGCAUGGCCGCCCGCAAGGCCCUCGUCGCCAUUGAAAAGAUCGUGGACGAGUCGCAAGAGCAGGUCGACCAGCCCUCGGCCGAGAUCACGCCCGAAAAGCUACAGGAAGAAACGCAAGAGGCCGCCGACAUGCUCGCCGAGCUGCAGAUCCAAGUCGAGCCGAGCCGCGUGAGCGAGAUCGAGACGAGGGCGCUACGCAUCCUCACCGGUCUCGGCUUCACCGAAAAGGUCAUGGAACAGCCCCUCUCGAGCCUCUCCGGCGGCUGGCACAUGCGCGCGAGCCUCGCCGCGGUGCUCCUGCAGGAGGCCGACAUCCUGAUCCUCGACGAGCCGACCAACUUCCUGGACCUCCUCGGCAUCAUCUGGCUGCAGAAGCACCUCGAGGCGAUGCAGGACGCCGCCGAAAAGCCGCCCACACUCAUCGUCGUCUCGCACGACCGCGCCUUCAUCGCCCUCUGCACCGACCUGCUCAUCCUCCGCGACAAGGAGCUGACCUACUUCCACGGCGACCUGCCGACUUUUGAGGCGUCGCGUGCCGAGCGCAAGGAGCACCUGGCCAAGGUCAAGGAGGCGCAGGACAAGCAGCGGGCGCACAUUGAGAAGACGAUUGCGCAGAACAUGAAGGCCGGGCGGCAAAACGACGAUCAGAACAAGAUCCGGCAGGCCAAGUCGCGCCAGCGCAAGCUGGACGACCGCUGGGGCAUGCAGGUCAGCGAGAAGGGCCACCGGUUCAGGCUCAACGACAUGGUCGGCUUCUUCCACAACAAGCGCCUGGACAUCGAGGUCCCCGUCGAUGAGCGGCCCGUCUCCCUGGAGCUGCCCGCCCCGACCGAGCUGCGCUUCCCCGGCUCGCUGCUCUCCGUCGAGGGGGCGAGUUUCCGUUACGCGCGCGGCGCCACCCCGGUCGUCAAGGACGUCCACCUGACCGUCGGCAUGGGCGACCGCGUCGGCGUGCUCGGGCUCAACGGCGCCGGCAAGUCGACCCUCGUGCGUCUCCUCGUCGGCGAGUCCGCCCCCACCACCGGCACCGUCACCACCCACCCUCGCCUCAAGCUCGGCCACUACGCGCAGCACGAAGUCGAGGCGCUGCAAUCCCUCGGCCGCGAGUCGCCCUCCCUCACCGCGCUCGCGCUUCUCACGCGCGACGUGGACGGCACGCUGAACGAGGGCGAGCUCCGCGGGCUCCUCGGCGAGCUCGGGCUGCCCGGCCGGCUGGCGUCGGACGUGCCGGUCCGGAAGCUGUCGGGCGGACAGCUGGUGCGGUGCGCGCUGGCGCGGCUGCUGUGGCGGAGGCCGCACUGCCUGGUGCUGGACGAGAUCACGACGCACCUGGACUACGAGACGGUGACGGCGCUGCGGGCGGCGCUGCGGAGGUGGGAGGGCGCGGUGGUGCUGGUCAGCCACGACCGGUGGUUUGUGCGCGGCGUCGUGGAGGGCGUGGACGAUGAUGGCGAUGAUGAGGAUGAUGAGGAUGGGAGCGAUGAGGGCGGGGAGGGUACGGCGUUUCGGAGACGGGUCGUGUACAGGCUCAAGGGCGGCGAGAUGUCGGCGCUCAAGGGCGGCGUGGAGGAGUUUGAGAACAUCAUGGAGAAGCGCGUCAAGAAGCUCCUGGUGGCGUGA
Cordyceps fumosorosea ARSEF 2679 is the source of this 2208-nucleotide messenger RNA. Its product is annotated as ABC transporter-like protein. Bases 1 to 2208 code for a protein of 735 amino acids. The record is from RefSeq and is a predicted model, not a curated record. The transcript has 4 exons. NCBI's taxonomy places the organism in Eukaryota, Fungi, Ascomycota, Sordariomycetes, Hypocreales, Cordycipitaceae. Gene Ontology annotation, molecular function: ATP binding; ATP hydrolysis activity.